AUGAAGUUAUUAAAAGCUAUCACUGUAUUAACUACAGCCAUCGGUUGUGCAUCUGCAUUCAUAAUUAAGGAUGCCAAGAUUUCCUUCAAGGAUGAAACAAGAGAGGCCAUUGAACUUGGUCAAUUGGAUGAAACUUUCAUGAAAGCUGAAUCUGCUCCAUUAUUAAUUAAAGAUCUUGAUGAAGUGGUUAGUUUCAAAUUCAAAUUAGAUUUAUCCAAAUCUAAAUCUAAGGAAAUCCCACAACAAUUGUCUUUAUUAGUCGGUAUUGCUGAUAAAGCUUUAGAGGUCCCAAUUGUCGCUAAAGUAAAGGAUUCUUCAAAGAACAACAAAGUGAAACUUGUCAGUUUCAAAGUAGAUCUACAAGCAUUACCAAAAUCCGUACUACAUUAUGCUUUUGUUAAUGAUAAUGAACAAAUUACCGCUUCUUUGAUUGUCGCUAACGAUAAGAAACAAUUAGCUAGAAAGGAAACUAAUUUAUAUUUCCCAGUCUUCCAUUUACAAUUCACUGACUCUGCUAAAGAAACUAUUGUCGAUACUUUUGAAGAACCUUUAAGAUACGGUAAACAAGUAGAAUUAGCUCACACUUUCCCAAAUCCACCAAAGACUGCCGACCCAACUCUAUCUUUACUAUUUGCUGGUGCCGUUACCAUGGUUAACAUGUUCUUAUAUAUGUACUGGAUUAAUUUCAAUGCUAUUUCUUUUGAAAACUUCCCAUCCGGUAAAGAUUUCAUCCCAUUCAUUGGCUUUUUCGGUUCCAUAAUUGGUUGUGAAAUUGUCUUCGCUCUAUAUUACUUAGGUACAGGAAUCUUUGAAACUGUCAAUUGUUUAGCCAUUGUUGCACCAGUAGGGUUAAUAUUAGGUUCUAAGUUCUUAAGAAGUUACAAUCAAAAGAUUUAA
This is a messenger RNA of Maudiozyma barnettii, 897 nucleotides long. RefSeq names its product dolichyl-diphosphooligosaccharide-protein glycotransferase (gene SWP1). The transcript has a single exon. Bases 1 to 897 code for a protein of 298 amino acids. The record is from RefSeq and is a predicted model, not a curated record. Lineage: Eukaryota; Fungi; Ascomycota; Saccharomycetes; Saccharomycetales; Saccharomycetaceae. Gene Ontology annotation, biological process: protein N-linked glycosylation. Gene Ontology annotation, cellular component: oligosaccharyltransferase complex; membrane.